Ricinus communis (castor bean) is the source of this 1124-nucleotide messenger RNA. Its product is annotated as dirigent protein 10. The record is from RefSeq and is a predicted model, not a curated record. The transcript has a single exon. NCBI's taxonomy places the organism in Eukaryota, Viridiplantae, Streptophyta, Magnoliopsida, Malpighiales, Euphorbiaceae. The coding region runs from base 72 to 944 and encodes 290 amino acids.
CAUCAAAACAGCAAAGAAAUCUAAGCUUUGUUUACUCUUUUUAUCUUACUCUCCCUUCCUUAAUUUUCCAAAUGGAAAGCCACAAAUUUCUAGUUUAUUUGCUGUUCCUCACCCUCACCAUUGUUUCCACUAUCUCUGCUCGGAUGCUCGAUGAGGAUCCAGAGGCCCCAGUGGUGCCUCCACAACCGUUGCCUACACCAUUAGCAGCCACUCAAGCUAAUCCUAGUGUGGGUGCAGGCACUAGUGGCACCACAGCAGCCAAUCCUGAUGGCCAUACUUUAACCUUCUUCAUGCAUGACAUUCUUGGAGGGUCAAACCCCACGGCUAGAGCUGUUACUGGCAUAGUCAACAACCCUGCGGUCAGUGGUCAAGUCCCCUUUGCUAAACCCAAUGGUGCAGUCCUCCCAGUAAGCAAUGGGGUGCCCCAAAACAACAACAAUAAUGGCCUUAUUAACAACAACAACCUACCUUUCCUCACAGGCUUAAGUGGCACCACGCCAAAUGUUGUAGUACAAAACAAUGGCAACAACAACAAUGCAAUGAACUUCCCAGUUGUUAGUGGAGAUCAACUUCCUUCCACCCCUCAACAGCUCAUGUUCGGAACGAUGACCGUGAUCGAUGAUGAACUAACAGAAGGGCACGAUUUAAGGUCAGGGUUUGUUGGCAGGGCACAAGGGUUCUAUGUGGCUAGUUCUGUUGAUGGUACAAGUCAAAUUAUGGCAUUUACAGUUAUGUUCCAGAGUAGUCAUUAUGAAGAUAGUCUUAGCUUUUUCGGGGUUCAUCGGACUGCUGUGUCUGAGUCUCAGCUUGCUAUCAUGGGUGGAACUGGAAAGUAUGUUAAUGCUCAAGGUUUUGCCAUUGUUAAGACCUUCCCUGCUACUAAUCAGCAUGAGACUGAUGGCAUUGAGACUCUGCUUGAGUUUACUGUCUAUGUCACAUACUAAAUUUGUAUUUGAUAUUGUAAUGUUAUAAUGUGUGCUUAAGAUUAAUAUUUUCCAGUUCUUUUCUUCAUGAGUUCAGGAAAAAAGGAAAAAAAUGCAAUGGAAAAUGCUUGUAACUUCAAAGUGUGAAUUGCUAUAUGAUAUUAAUGCAACCUGCAGCCACAUGCCAGGGCAUUUGGUCUA